This is a messenger RNA of Tricharina praecox, 1660 nucleotides long. Its product is annotated as peroxisomal membrane anchor protein conserved region-domain-containing protein. Gene Ontology annotation, biological process: protein import into peroxisome matrix, docking. The transcript is spliced from 3 exons. The record is from RefSeq and is a predicted model, not a curated record. Lineage: Eukaryota; Fungi; Ascomycota; Pezizomycetes; Pezizales; Pyronemataceae. The coding region runs from base 139 to 1497 and encodes 452 amino acids. Gene Ontology annotation, cellular component: peroxisomal importomer complex; peroxisomal membrane. Gene Ontology annotation, molecular function: signaling receptor binding.
AAGAAAGCGCGUGAUUGUACCGGGGACCGAGGUCGAGCAGCAAGCAACAGCAACAAACAGCUCAGCAACGAAACAACCGCGACAAACCUCCCAGCCAUCUUCACCAACCACAAACCACCUACCUCACAACAUAAUACAAUGGCUGACGAUAACAGCAAGCCAAAUGCCGUCGAAGAAGAAGUAGUGGUACCACAGAAGACGGAGUCAGAACAACCAGAACAAGCGGAAGAGACAAAGUUAGAAGUGGCCGCUCCAGCAGUCGCGGACACUCAAGAAGUCACCACCCCCGAAGUUGCCAAAGUGGCAACACCUGAGCCAACGCCAGUAGCCGAAACAGUACCAGAAACUCCGGAAACUGCGGAGCCUAAGGAUGCAACAGCGCCAACAGGCGUUUCGAAGGUAGAGCUGCCUGCAGAGCUAAAGACAGUCCACUCGUCGCCGCCACCGCGCGACUCUCCGCUUCAACAGGAAGACGACGCCCCCAAGGAUCAUCGUGAACGUGAGGAAUUGCUCGAUGAUGCGAUCACCUUCCUAGAAACCGGCAGCGUGCGCGACGCGCCGGUUAAGGAGAAGCAGGAGUUUCUGCAGGCAAAGGGGCUGACUGCCGCCGAGGCCCAGGACCUCAUACUCAAGGUCCAUGGAGCUGAUGGAAAUGGAAAUGGGAAUGGAAAGAGGAGGAGGAGAUCGAAGGGCAAGGGGAAGACAGUAGUGAGCCAGAGUUCACAGAUUCAAGCACUUCCACCUCCCCCACCACCGCAGCAACAGCCAGUUCUUCAGAUGCAGCCAACCCCUACAAUCCUCACAUAUCCCGAAUGGCUUGCGCCACCUCCGCCCGCAGGACCUCGUCCGCUGAUGACUGGCGCAACACUCGUCAGCUCUCUAUACCUCGGUGCUGCUACAGCGGCUACCGUCUACGGCGCGAAUAAGUUUGUCGUUCAGCCUAUGCUCGACGCAUUGACGGCGGCACGUCUCGACUUGUCGGGAACGGUCAAGAAGAACCUCGACGAGCUCAACACCCGACUUCUCGAACUCGCUCCCGCGUCUUACAUCGCCGGUAAGGGUCUGACGCGUCCCCGCGACGAGAAUGAGGACUCCGACGCAUCGUCCGAUAUCUCGGAUCCGAGUGAGCUCUUCCACGUCGAUGCGUUUACCCAGACCAAUGCAUCACUGUCCGGGCACGACGACGACGAGGCGGGUGGUGGGGCCAUGACUCCGGACUCCAAGCUUGAGGAGUUGACGUCGCAGAUGAAGGUGCUUGUCGAGAGCCAUUCUGACGGGACCGAUAACGAGCUCACUUUCCUGCUGGAGGAUCUGACGAGCUACCUUGAGGGAUUGACCUAUGAUUCGGCGGCGUCAAGCAACAUCUUCGCCAGCAACUUCGGUGGAUACGGCGGCAGCGACAAGGACAAGGAUGACCCGAUCUUGAAGGUCAAACAGGAGAUCAGGAGCGUUAAGGGUGUGUUGUUGAACACGAAGAACUUCCCGGCGUCUAGGUAGGAAGUCCGGCACAGUGAAUAUACAAAUACAGAUAGCAGCGAGUUCGAAUUCAAGCGUUAUGAUACCGUGGAGAGCUAUGGUUCUUCAGUCUUUGGGGUUAAUUUGUAUUAUAUGGGGGAAAUAUGAGAGCGACGAUUUUACAGAAAUAUGAGAGCGAGCCUGG